CCUCGAGGGAAUUGACUCAAUGCAAGCAUCUUUUUAUUAAAAGUUCGGGAAUUUAAGUAAAUUACAAUAAAAAACUCACUCCUUUUGCUGGAUACGAAGGUAAAAAUUGUGAAACAAUCGAUUGGUAAAUUACGUUUCGUUUUUGGUUCGUUUCUAUAGGUAAACGAAAAGUCUGAUUGAUUCAAAGGUUUUUGAAUUCAUUGUCUUUAUUUAUAUCUAUUUAUUAUAUCUAUUUAUUUUUCUUUUGGCGUCAUUUGGUUAUUUUAUAUGAAGCGAGACAGACCUUCCGAUCAUAAUAAUUUAUUCCCUGAAGAGGGUCAGAUCUCUUUAGUCUCUCCCUUCUCGUCCCUUGAUUCACAUUUUCCUGCUAAAAGACCACGGUUCAGUUCAAACUCGGUUCAACCAGAUGUGCCGCCUUCCUUCCAUCAAACGUUUCCUCCUGUCUCAGCUUCACCUGCUGGUUCUCGAAAACGAUCUCGUUCAGAUGAGACUCUCAUGGAUGAAGAUUUGACACAACAGUCGCUCGUUUCUCCAGACAACAGCUCUUCAACGAUUCCGACGAGUACCCCUCAGUUGCAGCAAGUCCCACAAACGGAUGGUUUGCCAAGGAAGAAGGUCUCAUUAGAAUCCAACCAUCCACAUUUCACAACUCAAGUAGUCGAUCUGUCUACGGGUCGUCCAUUAGAACAAGCACCUGAACAAGAAUUAGAUUUUGCCCCCGAUGCAUCAAAAUCUUUAGUUCGUCACCCAAAUCGUUUAAAGGUACUCUCUCUCAAAUCUCCCUCUCCUUCUUAUUUUCCUUCCUCCAUGCUACAGUUUCGACCAUCAAAUAGUUGGGCUUACGAUUCUCAUUUCAAGGAUAAUGAUGAACCUCGAUUAAUUCAGUACUACCCAACUGAAAUUACACCGUAUUCGACGGUUGAAGAACCCAAGCCUUCUGAUUCCAAAGACUUUGCGAAGCAUGAACCAUCCAGUUCUGUAGUGAUUGAAGAACUAGAUGAUGAUUAUGAUGAAUUUAACGAUAUUAACAUCCCUAGUAAGACAACCAGUAGUCCUACAACAUUUUCUUCUUCCCCCCACGACCAAGAUGCAAUGGACAUCGAAUGAGUACGAAUCCUGCAUCACCAAGCUUCCCUUAGUUUAAAUUUCGCUGUUUGUUUUCUCGUUUAUAAUUUAUUUAAUUCUGAAAAAUAUAUAAAAAUCCGUAUUAUUAAUUAUCCCAAAAUACCUACCUAACCAUUCCAAAAUUCUACUAGUUUUUGUUUCCGUAAGUAUAA
Molecule: messenger RNA, 1277 nt
Organism: Schizosaccharomyces cryophilus OY26
Lineage: Eukaryota; Fungi; Ascomycota; Schizosaccharomycetes; Schizosaccharomycetales; Schizosaccharomycetaceae
Exons: 1
Coding region: 268-1107 (279 amino acids)
Source: RefSeq, a predicted model, not a curated record